Colletotrichum acutatum is the source of this 513-nucleotide messenger RNA. RefSeq lists its product as uncharacterized. The coding region runs from base 1 to 513 and encodes 170 amino acids. NCBI's taxonomy places the organism in Eukaryota, Fungi, Ascomycota, Sordariomycetes, Glomerellales, Glomerellaceae. The record is from RefSeq and is a predicted model, not a curated record. The transcript is spliced from 2 exons.
AUGAAAUUCUCUCAACUAGCAAAAGUCCUUCUCCUUGUCGUCUCAAUUGGCCUUGGAGAAGCAGCACCUGCCAGGGCCGAAUCUCUAACUCUGAUGCCCUCCCUGGGCUCCAAAUUGGAAUCCUCCAGAUUCACGAUGCCAGUCAACCGGACUUUACUUGCUGAAAACUUCAGAAACGCCGUUGCACUGACGGGUACCGGAGAAUCAUUCUCUGCUGAGCCUCAAGAAUUGCUCAAGGGACGAGUCGAAACUUUCGUUGCUGGAAAAUCCCCAGCAAGGUCGCGACUCGAGAACGAAGUCGAAGAGGACAGCGCAAGAAUUGAUUUCAGAUGUAUCCUCAAGUGCAAGUCUGAUGGAUCCAUGACUGAUGUGACUGGCGAGAUCUAUGAGGCAAGUUUCAAAGAAGGCUUUGCUCCAUUGAGCUAUUACAAGGGAUACCUAGAUUACGUCUCGGGCAAGACUGGCGUGGUGGAACCGAAAAAUUGGUUCCUGGAGUGGAGGGCAGCGUAUUAA